CUCCUCCUCCUCCUCCUGCUGCUCGCCCUGCGCCGCCGCGCACGGAGCAUGGCGGUGCCGAGGCUCCUGCGGGCGGCAGCCCCGCGGCUCUGCAGCACCGUGGUGGCCCCGGCGCCGGCCCGCCAGCGCAGCGAGGCGGACGACAGGCUGAUCACCGAGCCUCUCAGCCACCCCGACUUCUUCAACGUGAAGGAGCUCUUCUCCCUGAAAGAUCUCUUUGAUGCCCGGGUGCACUUGGGUCACAAAAAGGGAUGCCGGCAUAGGUUCAUGGAGCCCUACAUCUUCGGCUGCCGCCUCGGCCAGGAUAUCAUCGACUUGGAUCAGACCAUGCAGCACCUCCAGCUGGCUCUCAACUUCACAGCGCACAUCGCCUACCGCAAAGGCAUCAUCCUCUUCGUCACCCGCAACCGCCAGUUCAGCCACCUCGUAGAGAGCACGGCCCGCGAGUGCGGGGAGUAUGCCCACACCCGCUACUGGCAGGGCGGCCUGCUCACCAACGCCCACGUCCAGUUCGGGCCUGGCGUCCGCCUGCCCGACCUCCUCGUCUUCCUCAGCAGCCUGAACAACGUCUUUGAGCCCCAUGUGGCCAUCCGGGAUGCUGCCAAAAUGAACAUCCCCACGGUGGGAGUGGUGGACACAAAUUGCAACCCCUGCCUGAUCACCUACCCCAUCCCCGGCAACGACGACAGCCCCACGGCCAUGGAGCUCUACUGCAAGCUCUUCAAGAUGACCAUCAUUCGUGCCAAGGACAAGAGGAAGCAGAACGAGGUCUUCUACGAGCUGCAGAGCAAAGCGGAGGGUGCUUAGAGCCGCUUCGCUCUCACGCUGGUCUAGGGACAGAAGUGACCGUGCCCAGCAGCUUGACGUAUCUUCCCCACUGACAAGGGGCAUGAGGAGAUGAGGCGUCCUGCUCCACUCCCACAGGUGCUGGGGUCUGAUCCUGCACCAGGAGCCUAGCCACUGGCUUUUGGCAGAGCAGGGCUGGUUGCUACAAGGGACCCUCCAGCUCUGCUGCUGUGCAGAAAUCCUUCAGCAGUAACCGCUGCGGAGGAUGCGCCUGUGAAGGAACUUCCCUGUUCCACUCUCCCCUCCAAAAAAAAAAAAAAAAAGCUGGGCAGAGCGAUCCAAGGGGAGAUGGAGCAGGGCCAGUCCCGAUUCCUUUCCUUGUAUUUGUCCGUGGUGCAAGGAGACACUUCUGUCCUGUGGCCUUCCAAUUUCUGAGCGUGUGAUCUUCUAUGAAACCACAUUUCUUCUUGAUGUGUCAAAUAAAGUGGUCUUUUAUCCUU
Molecule: messenger RNA, 1286 nt
Organism: Rhea pennata
Lineage: Eukaryota; Metazoa; Chordata; Aves; Rheiformes; Rheidae
Gene: MRPS2
Product: mitochondrial ribosomal protein S2
Exons: 4
Coding region: 49-807 (252 amino acids)
Biological process (GO): translation
Cellular component (GO): ribosome; mitochondrial small ribosomal subunit
Molecular function (GO): structural constituent of ribosome
Source: RefSeq, a predicted model, not a curated record